Taeniopygia guttata (zebra finch) is the source of this 4535-nucleotide messenger RNA. RefSeq names its product eomesodermin (gene EOMES). Gene Ontology annotation, cellular component: chromatin; nucleus. Gene Ontology annotation, biological process: endodermal cell fate specification; CD8-positive, alpha-beta T cell differentiation involved in immune response; mesoderm formation. Lineage: Eukaryota; Metazoa; Chordata; Aves; Passeriformes; Estrildidae. Gene Ontology annotation, molecular function: RNA polymerase II cis-regulatory region sequence-specific DNA binding; DNA-binding transcription factor activity, RNA polymerase II-specific. The record is from RefSeq and is a predicted model, not a curated record.
GGCACAGCAGGGGCCGCUUCCCCGUCUCUCGGCUCCCACCGGGGGUGGGGGUUGAGUCCUGCCCGUCCCCGGCUUCGGCGGUCACUGCCGGGCGUGCCCCGCCGCCCGCACCUGCCGGCGCCCGGCUUGCGUGGGAUGCACAUCCCGGCGGGGCUCCGGCAGCGCCUCGGCCCCGGCUCUCGGCGGCCGCGGUCAGCCCUCGCCAUUUACCUCACUUGCCCGAUGCCGGGAGCGGGGGGCCAGAGGGCCGAGGCGGCGCUGAGGGCGGCAGAGCUGGGUUGCUUCAGCCCGGCCGGAUCCUUCUGUCGGGCAACGAAAUCCUGGCCGCUCAGCGGGUCUGGUUUAAAAUUCAGCCGUGAGGUGGAGGCAGGUGUUUGCAGCGCUCCCUGCGAGAUGGCUGGUGGCGAGCAGAGGGGCGAGGGGCUGCGGAUUUGUAGCUGCAAAUCAUUCAGGCCGGCUCUGCCCUCUCCACAAAAUCACACGGACAUCCACCCCUUCCCAAGCGCUGUUCCCUACCCUUUUUGAGGCUAAAGGCUCGGGGAUUUGCACUGAGAGAAAGAGCCAAACAGAUCUAGCACCCGCCUCAAUUAAAAAUCUGCCUUCCCGGCGGGAGAUGCUGAAGGGGAACGCGGGUUGUGAGAAACCGACUGCCGAGUUCCUGGAAACUGGAAUUGCGAGCCGAACCCGCCACUUCCCAAGAUAAGGUGAUAAGGAUGAUCAUCACCAAGAUCACUUAUCCCAAGAUAAGGUUAACUCCACGAUAAGGAUGCUGCUCGGGGAGCGGAGAGGGAGGAAGGAGGCUGCUGGACGCAGCAGAGACACAAGCCGAAUUGUGUGAACGGCGAGGCGGCUGGCGGGGAGGUUGCGGGACGCCAGCGUCCCCCGCCCCGUCUCAGCGGCCCGGUUGAUCGCCGCCCUCCCUAUCUGGCCGGUGCCGGCUCUCCCACCCAAACCUUUCCAUUUCGUCUCCAUCUCUCGUUCAGCGCGGCGGAUUCUUCCUUACGCGCCCGAGCGGUAGGACGGUGCCACCUCAGCAAAAGGUUUGUUUUUUUUUUUUUUUCGAAGAGAGGGAGCCGGGCCCUCCAUCCGCAGCCACCGCGGGGUGAUGCGGAGUUCCCCUCAGUCCGAGCGACGUGGGGGCCCGGAGCGGGCCAAAGCCCCUCGGGUAGCCGGCUGCAGGAAGGGGGGCCAUGGAAAGGGAGGGGGCGCACACCAAAGUCACAGGUGACUUGUUCCAAUUAGUAGCUGUCUAAUUAAAUUAGUGUCACGCGGCCCAGCCAAUGGGCCGCGGGGGUGGAGGGCGACGCUGAGGCAGGGCGGCCCAGGCCCCUCCCCCGCGGCGGCCCGAGGAGCCCGGCGCGCCGGUAUAAAUUGUCUCGGCGGAGCGGUGCCGGAGUGCAGCCGUGCGCGGCCACAGGUCGGGUCGACGCAGGAUUGAGUAGGAGCUCGAACGCACCGCCCAUCGAGGAUGCAGCUGGGUGAGCCGCUGCUGACGGCGGCGGGGGCACUGCCGGGCGCCCCCUUCUACCCGCUGGAGGGCGGCGGACGCUCCGGAGCCGCCGGAGCGGGAGCUGGGACAAGCGCUGCUGGCGGCUCCCGCGGGCCGCCCGGUCCGGGAUCGCCGCCUCGCCUCGACCUGGACAAGAUGCCCAAGAAGUUUGGGGCGGCCCCCGCCAUCCUGGGCGAGGCGGAGGCCGUCGAGCCGCCCUUCGCCGCCCCCAAGCCGGACGGCCGCAAGGCCACCCCAUGCGGGGACGAGGAGCUGCCCCCGGCCGCCGCCGCCCGCUACUCCAUGGACAGCCUGAGCCCCGAGCGCUACUACCUGCAGUCCCCCGGGCCGCCCGCGGCCGACCUGGGGGGGCCCUGCGCCCUGUUCCCGUACCCGCCGGCGGCGCAGCACGGCGCCGUCUACCAGCCGCCCGGCGGGCCGCGCUACCCCUACGGCUCCGUGCUGUCCCCGGGCGGCUUCGCGGGCGCCGUGUGCCCGCCCGGCGGCCGGACGCAGUUCGGAGGCGGCGGCGGCUACCAGUACGGGCAGGCGACGGGCGGCGGACCUCUGUACGGCCCUUACCCGCCGGCGUCGGGCUCCUGCGGCGGGCUCGGGGCGCUGGGGGUGCCAGCCGCCGGCCCGGGGAUGCGAGCGCAGGUCUUCCUCUGCAACCGGCCCCUCUGGCUCAAGUUCCACCGGCAUCAGACGGAGAUGAUCAUCACCAAACAGGGCCGGAGAAUGUUUCCUUUCCUGAGCUUCAACAUCACCGGCCUCAACCCCACUGCCCACUACAACGUCUUCGUGGAGGUGGUGUUGGCGGACCCCAACCACUGGCGUUUCCAGGGGGGCAAGUGGGUGACCUGCGGCAAAGCGGACAACAACAUGCAAGGCAACAAGGUGUACGUUCACCCCGAGUCGCCAAACACCGGGGCUCACUGGAUGAGGCAGGAGAUUUCUUUCGGGAAGCUGAAGCUAACGAACAAUAAAGGCGCUAACAACAACAACGCACAGAUGAUAGUACUUCAGUCCCUACACAAGUACCAGCCCCGACUUCACAUUGUGGAAGUGACUGAAGAUGGUGUUGAAGAUCUGAAUGAUUCCUCAAAGACUCAAACAUAUUUUCCUGAAACGCAGUUCAUAGCAGUUACAGCAUAUCAAAACACUGAUAUUACACAGCUCAAAAUUGACCAUAAUCCUUUUGCAAAAGGCUUCAGAGAUAACUAUGACUCCAUGUACACAGCUUCCGAAAAUGACAGAUUAACUCCAUCUCCCACGGAUUCUCCUAGAUCCCACCAGAUCGUCCCUGGUGCCCGAUACAGUGUGCAGCCGUUCUUCCAAGAACAGUUUGUCAACAACCUGCCCCCAGCCAGGUUUUACAACGGUGAGAGAACUGUCCCUCAGACAAAUGGCCUGCUGUCCCCGCAGCAGAACGAGGAGGUGGCUAGCUCUCCUCAGCGGUGGUUUGUGACGCCCGUGCAGCAGCCCAGUGCCAACAAACUGGACAUGAACUCCUAUGAGUCGGAGUAUUCUCAUAGCCCCUUGCUCCCUUACGGCAUCAAAUCCCUCCCGCUUCAGACGUCCCACGCUCUGGGAUACUACCCCGACCCGACGUUCCCAUCCAUGGCAGGCUGGGGGAGCAGGGGCUCUUACCAGCGAAAAAUGACGACAGGACUAACUUGGCCCUCGAGAACAAGUCCUCCAGGAUUCACUGAAGACCAGCUUUCCAAGGACAAGGUGAAAGAAGAAAUUGGCUCGUCCUGGAUAGAGACUCCACCCUCUAUAAAGUCUCUAGAUUCAAAUGAUUCUGGGGUCUACACAGGUGCUUGCAAGAGAAGACGGCUUUCCCCUAGCACUUCCAGCAACGAAAAUUCCCCGACAAUGAAAUGUGAGGACAUUAAUGCUGAGGACUAUAGCAAAGACACUUCAAAAGGCAUGGGCUACUAUGCGUUCUAUGCUAGUUCUUAGAGCAUCUUUUUUAUUCCAAUUGGCUGUUUUGUUUUGUUUUUUUUUUCAGGGUGGCCUUGGGUUUUUUUUGCAUUACAAUUGCCAAAAAGACUCUUGCCUUCCACCUUGAGUUGUUGUGUGCAAUUCUAAAGAAGGUGCCAAAGCUUUCUGACUGUUGCAGGUAACAGUAGGGAAGGAGCAAACCAUGGGAGAAUUCUUCCCCUUGUUUAGAAGGAGCCAUAUGCAGAAGCUGUAAGGAGUACUCUAGUGUCUAAAUAUGGGGCAUAUUUAUUGGAGACACUAAAGUAUACAGUUUGGGUUGGCUCAGAGACCUGCUCAAAUCUCUGCACUCCUGAGCAAGGAAAGAGGGGGGUGGGAUCCCAAAUUUAAUUUCCUUCCCUGCUUGAUAAAAGGGAACUGGGUUGCAGGGAACUGCACAAAUGCUAUGUUCUGCUUUUGACUGAGCUGGUUUUUUUCAACCCAUCCACAACACAGUUGGCUGAGUUGGAUAUUGCUCAGCUACAGUUUUGUUGGUUUUUUUUUUUUUUGGCAGAAAAUGCCAAAAUAAGGCCUGCUUGCCAGGCAGGAUUUUGACUUGAAGGUCUUGUUGCCAACAGGAUUACAAUGACCAAAUCUGACUUCUCUUAGCUUAGAACUUGCAUUAAAAAAACCCUGCCUCCAUCCCCAAAGCCUAACCUUUAUUGAGGUGGCCAAAAACAAAGUGUACAGUUGGUGUUUUGUCUAGGUACACUGUAGAAUAUUGUGGAAUAAUGUAUAAAUAGUUGACCUAUAGCUGUUCAGUUGGAAGGACAUCCGGUGGUGUUUUGAAGUUCAAAAGGCAUUUUUUGAUUAAUCAAACUUGGCAUAUGACACAUUGCAAAAGGAGAUUUCUAUUUAUGUGUAUGUAAAGUGACUUUUUCAGCUGCCCUGUCUGAAACUGGAAGUGAUGUAACUUUACCCAUUCUUGCCUAUUCUUUCAGCCAUUUUAAACUGCCCCAGAGCAACUGGCCCACAAACUUUUCCCCCUCCCAAUAAACUUGUUUGUUUUUUCUAUGUACAUAGUAAUAAUUUUUAAUAAAUGUGGUGGUGCCAGGCAUAAGAA